AUUUAUUUAUUUAUUAUUUGGAGCUAUGUUCAUGGUGUUCAUACAAUUUUCUGUAAAUUAUACAUAUGAUGAUUCAUGAAUCAUAAUAAUCGCUGAUAAAAAAUUUCCUAUGUAUGUACAACAAGUCGUUCACUUAAACAAUUUAUAUUCAUUCUAACGCAUUAAUUUACUCUGGAAAAUAAACAGUUAUUUGUUGAAAUAAAAUUUUACAAUUGACUAAACACUUGUCAAAUCCAAACAAUCAACAUGACAUCAAACAGUACAUGUGAUAUUGAGGAUGAAGUAAGAAAAGCUAUUCGAGACUUUAGAUUUCGAAAAAGUCAAAAAAAUGCUGCAUUGAUAUUAAAAGUUAAUAGACAAAAGCAGACUGUUUGUUUGGAUGAACUUAUCGAGAAUAUUGAAAUGGAGGAGCUUCAAGAAACAAUACCAAGUCACGAGCCAAGAUACAUUGUUUACAGUUAUAAAAUGGAACAUUCUGAUGGCAGAAUAUCAUUUCCAAUGUGUUUUAUAUUUUACACACCACGUGGAAUACAAAUGGAGUUACAAGUUUUAUAUGCAAGUAUGAAACUUGUGUUACAAAAAGAAGUUGAAUUAACACGUUGUUAUGAAGUUAGAGAAUUAGAAGAACUCACUGAAGACUGGCUUAAAGCAAAAUUAGUUAGAUAA
Aphidius gifuensis is the source of this 666-nucleotide messenger RNA. It is a transcript of the gene GMF, whose product is annotated as glia maturation factor beta. Gene Ontology annotation, molecular function: Arp2/3 complex binding; actin binding. The record is from RefSeq and is a predicted model, not a curated record. The transcript has 4 exons. The coding region runs from base 247 to 666 and encodes 139 amino acids. Gene Ontology annotation, biological process: actin filament debranching; negative regulation of Arp2/3 complex-mediated actin nucleation. Gene Ontology annotation, cellular component: actin cortical patch. NCBI's taxonomy places the organism in Eukaryota, Metazoa, Arthropoda, Insecta, Hymenoptera, Braconidae.